Colletotrichum acutatum is the source of this 569-nucleotide messenger RNA. RefSeq lists its product as uncharacterized. The record is from RefSeq and is a predicted model, not a curated record. The transcript has 2 exons. Lineage: Eukaryota; Fungi; Ascomycota; Sordariomycetes; Glomerellales; Glomerellaceae. Bases 151 to 441 code for a protein of 96 amino acids.
AAGUGGUGGGGCACAUGCAAAUAUACGGUUACAGAGUUUCUGCAUAGAAGAGGCAUAUUUAGAGACAGCUUGUCGGCUACCUAAUCAGCAUAUGCAUAUACCAGUACAUGGCUGGAAACCGCAGGGUAACUGUCUGAUUUUUGGAUACCCAUGAGCGUCUUGCGAUUCUCACAUGAACUGGGAAAUCCUUUCCCGUUGAAUGUCAAGAUCAAUGGGGAACCCACCAACGUUGUGGUCUUACAAAUGACAGGGAAUCGACUCAAGCAGUGGGUGCAUCCGAGUCUUGGCCAUGGCGCAAUGACCUCUCUCUACCAGCCACAUAUUAUUCAGGGUCAACGAGGCCGGAGGUCGGCUUCUGCGGUUCCCGAAGAAAGCGACAACUCAGAGUGUGUGACUUCUCAUGUGGCUGAAAUACUUAUCAUCAUCAAAGGAUCACUGUGAGGCUUGAUCAUGUUGUCAAUCCAGAUGAUGACAGUUUUCCAACGCCGUCGAAGAAAGUUUCCCUAAGGAUGGCAGUGUUGUUGAUAGUCACUGCGCUGGGCGAGGCAAACACAUAGACUCCCGUGAUC